ACGCGAUAUGUGAUGUGUAGUUCAUAGGAAUUGUUGCAAAUACAAGACUAUUGCGAGAAUGAUUCGGACGCUGUUUGUGGCAACCAUGCUGUUGUGUUUGUUCACACCAAGUGUGAUCGGCGAUCAUAGAUGGCCAUGCGUUUGUACGACGGAGUAUGACCCGGUGUGUGGCGUUGAUGGCAAAACAUACGGGAACAUGUGCGCUCUCCGAUGCGCCGGUGUUCGUCUUCAAAGUAAAGGCGAAUGUAAACAUGGGUGCAUUUGCACGAUGGAGUAUGACCCGGUUUGUGGUGUUGAUGGCAAAACCUACGGGAACCCGUGCCUUCUCAACUGCGCAGGUGUAAGGCUGGCUUAUAAAGGGGCCUGUAAAUACGGAGGAUACUAGGAAUGAGCAGUCAACAAUAUAAGCCUUCACAGAAGAAAAUAUAAAAACGCUAUAGCCAUAGUACACUACUUAUUUUGUGUUAUAUAACUUUUUUAUUCAAAACUUUUUCUUAAUAAAACAUUUCCAAUGAACAUU
Messenger RNA from Dreissena polymorpha, 520 nucleotides. RefSeq names its product serine protease inhibitor dipetalogastin-like. The record is from RefSeq and is a predicted model, not a curated record. Gene Ontology annotation, molecular function: protein binding. NCBI's taxonomy places the organism in Eukaryota, Metazoa, Mollusca, Bivalvia, Myida, Dreissenidae. Bases 59 to 385 code for a protein of 108 amino acids. The transcript is spliced from 5 exons.